UCUCUGGUUGAUUUCACCUUGGCUCUCCGGCAUCAUGGAUUCGAUGAUGCAAGUGAAGGUAUCUCUAGGAAUCUUAUUUUCCUCCAUCCUUUUCCCCUUGCGCUGUUGCCUCUCUUAAAGGCAAGCGUGGGUCUCUUUCUCUCUGUCUCUCUUGAUCCCCUUGCCUCGCUGCUUGGCUAACACUGCCCACCUUCGGCCUUGCAGUCCAAUGUCUCGUACCAACGCCCUCACAGGACCUGGUCAGCCACCCAAAGGAUGCUCUGCCGAGUGCGCCAGCAAUGGAAGAUGCAGGGCUUCUUUGAAAUCAAUGAGCAGCAUGCUUUUUUUCAAUUCACCCGUAUGCUCAAACAAGGGCUGAAGGCCUCCAUCCAGAAAACCAUCGAUGAACCAGUAAGCAUGGAAUCGCAAAGGCCGUCUGAUUUUACCAGGGUGCUUAAGCAGAUCCAUGAGGGUUACGAGAUGAGGACCUACGCAGCUCCCGUCUUUUCCCGUUUCCGGCAGUACCUUGGCAUGGCGGACACGGAUUUCCAAAUGUCCUUGACGUGUGAGAGCGCCUACCUGCAGUUCAUCAGUAACUCUAAAAGCCAAGCUGACUUCUUCCUCACGUACCUGGAUCACAUGGAGAGAUACCCACACUCCAUCCUUGUGAAAUUCCUGGGUGUGUACAGCAUCAUUGCCCCUCAAGAGAAGAAGAGAUACUUCAUCAUCAUGCAGAGUGUCUUCUAUCCACAUGAGAGGAUUACUGAACGGUAUGACAUCAAAGGGUGCCAAGUCGGACGCUGGACAGACCCCACUGUAGACAGCAGUGAAGUCAUUAUGGUUUUUAAGGACAAUGACUUUGGAGACAAGGUGAUCUCCCUUAAUGAAGACCAGACCUGGUUGCUGCAGCAAGUGAAGUUGGACACCCAGUUCCUCAAAGCUUUGCAUGUGAUUGAUUACAGUUUGCUGGUGGGCGUGCAACCUCUCCAUGAUGAUGACCGGUUCCUGAACGACACGCUGGGAAACAUAUUAGCCAGGACGAGAUUGUCAGUCAGCUGUGACUAUCCUCGCCGCCGCAUUGCCAGAGCUACCUCCAACUCCUCUUGCAGCAGCUCCUCCAGUUCUGACCAGAUCCUCCGGCUCUAUCCCGAUUACUUGCUUUCCUACUUGAAACCCGACCGGCCUCCGGAGCAGUUGAUCCGAAGCGAGGGUUUCAUGCAUAACGUUGUGACGCCAUUCCUGAUGCAGAGCAGCUGCGAGGACAUGAGUUGCACCGUGGGCAGUGCGCUCUGUUCCCCCAGCCUCUCGGAUUUAUCCGGCGCGUCCUUUGCCGCGCAGCAUCGACGGAUCCUCCCCACCUCCAAAAACCCUCUACACACAAUUGAUGGGCCGGACUACCGCUAUUACGUAGGCAUCAUUGACCUCUUCACGGUCUACACUUUCCGCAAAAAACUGGAACACUUGUGGAAGAGCAUCCGUUACCGGGGCCAGCAAUCUUCCACGGUGGAACCUUCUUACUAUGCCCAGAGAUUGUGUCAGUGGGUGGAAAGUCACACUAUAUGAACCGGAACAGAGGCGAUGGGCCAGUUUUUAGCUGAAAGUCGGACAGUAUCCCUGUCUCUUCUCGUAGGUUCUCCCGGUCCCUGCAGAUCAGUAUUCAUGUUUCAACACCAAUCACCUCUUGUGAUGGUUCUGAUGACCUCUUGGCUACCAGGAGAUGGAGCUGCGUGAAAUUUCCCUAGAAAUAGGCCACUUGGCAAGCAAGGACAGGGGGGAGGCGGUUUUCCACGGAGCAUGGAAGUUCUUGAGGACAUCUAGGUGGUGGCUUUGCAAAAACCAGAUGGACACCUCAACCCCACGGACAUUGCAAUCAACGGCACUGAAUCCCUCAAACUCUGAGAGAACAGCACAGGGGGGAGGAUACCACCCAGUCUCCUCCCAAACAAGCCAUGUCCUCCUGCAACCGUAAUCUGCCAGAUCUGUAGAAAAAGAACAGUUGGUGCAGUCCAUCUUGGUGCCCUGUAGGCAUUGGGUUAAUCCAGGCAGGCACGGGGGGGUUAAUCAAGAGCUCCUUCCUCAAAGGAUUUAAGGUCCCAAAUCCACGAGGGGCGAAGAAGGGAGGAGAAUUUGGAUUGUGAGAAGAAUAAAGAGUUUCCAGAGAAA
Molecule: messenger RNA, 2142 nt
Organism: Notechis scutatus (mainland tiger snake)
Lineage: Eukaryota; Metazoa; Chordata; Lepidosauria; Squamata; Elapidae
Source: RefSeq, a predicted model, not a curated record